Messenger RNA from Mirounga angustirostris (Northern elephant seal), 5898 nucleotides. RefSeq names its product COMM domain containing 8 (gene COMMD8). The record is from RefSeq and is a predicted model, not a curated record. The transcript is spliced from 5 exons. NCBI's taxonomy places the organism in Eukaryota, Metazoa, Chordata, Mammalia, Carnivora, Phocidae. The coding region runs from base 73 to 624 and encodes 183 amino acids.
CGUGGGUGAGCCGUCGCUCUAGAGGCGCCACCGGGCCUUGUCAUGUGACCGAGGUUCCUGCUUCGUACUAGGAUGGAGCCGGAAGAGGGGACGCCCUUGUGGCAGCUGCAGAAAAUUCCAGCCGAGCUGGGCCCGCAGCUUCUUCACAAAAUAAUUGAUGGCAUUUGUGGCCGAGCUUAUCCUCUCCACCAGGAUUAUCACAGUGUUUGGGAUUCAACAGAAUGGAAGAAUGUUCUAGAAGAUAUUACCAAAUUUUUCAAAGCUGUAGUUGGUAAAAAUUUAUCUGAUGAAGAGAUAUUUCAGCAGUUGAAUCAGUUGAAUUCAUUUCAUCAACAAGCUGUCAUGAAAUGCUUGAAAAGUAGGAAAGAUGAAAUCAAGCAGGCUCUGUUAGAAGAAAUAGUUGAUAUUUCUUCUGCACAGCUACAGGAUUUUGAUUGGCAGUUAAAGCUUGCACUGUCUAGUGACAAGAUUGCUACUUUACAAAUGCCACUUUUAAACCUUCAUCUAGACAUAAAAGAAAAUGGUGAAGUCAAACCAUAUUCUGUUGAAAUGAGUAAAGAAGAGCUGCAGAAUCUAAUAAAUUCCUUGGAAGCAGCUAAUAAGGUGGUCCUGCAGUUGAAAUAACCAACACUCUGAGAUUCUACUGCUACCCCAGAUGCGGCCAAGUGAAUACUGUGUGUUCAGAAUACCUGCGCUGUACUGACUGUUUUGCUAUGCUGAGAAAGCAGCAUGUUGGGCUUACAGAGAUGAAAAUAUACCCGCUUCCCUGCAGAACAGGAAAUGACAUGGUCGACAGGAAAUGCAUAAAAAAUGAGAGAUGAAAAAGCUCUAAUAGCAGUUUAUAUUUUCAUAAUGGCUGUUUUGCCUCAUUUAUUAAAUAUUUGAGAAACCUUUAUAGAUACACAGUUUUAUUGAAAGCUAAAAAUAAGCUCUAAAGUAAUGUAAACGUACAAAGCACAAAUCUACUUGAAUGUUGCUUAAAGGAAUAUAUGAAUAACAAGGAUGUGUUUUAUGGAUAUAUAUGAUUAAUUUGUAAUAUUUUAAAAAAUAACUUUUAAAGAAUGUAUGAGCUGCAUAUAUAACUCAGGAGAUUCCAUAUCUUUCUUCUAUUUCAAAGGAAAGAUUAUAAAAUACAAAAUUUCUUAGAGAAAGCUCCUCUUCAGACAUGAACAAGAAAAAAUAAUUAAAAUUGUGUCAACAGUUUUGAGUUUAUGAAUUCUAGAGAUUAAAAUCUUUUACUCGAGUGGGAAAAAAUGAAAGUAACACUGUUACUUCUGCACUUCUGUGUCUAAUCGGGAGGCUGUGCUUCGUUAAAAAGAAUCGAUGUCAUUGCAUAGUGUAUAUAUAGCUAUUCAGGUAUCAGCUGAGAUUAAAUAUAGGUCCAUUUUUGUUACAGACUUUUAAUAUUGAAGUUAAUAGUUUUGGGUGUUAACUUCACUGGAAAACAAACCAUUUUUAAUUUCAGUUAACUAAAAACAAGCAUUCUGAACAAAUAAAAAAUGUCAUUUUACUUUUACAUAUUGCUUUAUUUCAGAAGACUUUCUACAUAAUGCAGUGACCCGUAAUUAAUUGGUACCUGCUGUUUGCGAGCUUAAUUGCUCUUUAGAGCAUCAGACUAUUAUUUGAGGUGUUCGGAACAGUUAUUACUAUUUAUCAUCAUAGAGAUGAAGAUAGGCUUUGAGAGCUUAAAAAAAAUACCUGCUUGUGAUCUAGGCAGUGCUCCUCAAAAUGUGUCUGUAGACUAAUGCCAGUCUUCUGUGCACUGUUUGUUACAGGUCAGGGAUUAGAUGAGGAGCGCAUGCCAGAGUGUUCAUCAAUAUAUUGCUUUUCUUAUUGAGAGAUGUUGAUUAUGGAAAAAAUAUCAGCUGAACGAAACAGUGUGCUUAGGGAGGUCGUUGACUUACUCCCUGUGCAAGUUCCUUAUGUCACGGACCGGUAGCGGUUUGCAGGCGAGCACUUUAAAUAAUGCAGAUGAUCGCUGAUGUACGAUGGUUUGACUUAGGGUUUUUUGACUUCAGUGUGGUGCUAAAACAACCUGCAUUCAGUACAAACCAUACUUUGAAUUUUGAUUUUUUUUUAACAUAUUUUGUAUUUUGAUCUUUUCCUGGGCUAGCAAUAUGCAGUCCAACACUCUUUUCUGAUGUUGGGCAGCGGCAACCCCGCAGCUCCCAGGCGGCCCCGCGGUCACAAGUAAACAGCUGAUAUCCUGACAACCAUCCUUUACCCAGACAAACUUCUGUUUCUCACUUUCAGUAUAGUAUUCAGUAAAUUACAUGAGGUAUUCAACACUUCAUUUAAAAAUAGGCUUUGUGUUAGAUGAUUUUGCCCAACUGGAGGCUAGUGUAAGUGUUCCGAGCAUUUAAGGUAGAGUAGGCUAAGCUGUGAUGUUCAGUAGGUGAGGCAUAUUAAAUGCGUUUUUGACUUACAGUAUUUUCAGUUUAUGAUGGGUUUAUUGGGAUGUAAACCCAUCAUGUUGAAGAAGAUCUAUACUGAUUUAAGGUCCUUUGGAAUUUCAACCCUCCAUUUUCUUCCUUUGAUAAGCAGAAAAUCUUGCUCUACUUAUUCUUCCUCUCACCACCUUAUUUAUCACUCCAUUAGAAUAUUUAACCACUUUAUUGAAAUCUCACCGAUAUACUGUAAACCUCACAUAUUUAAAGUGUAUAAUCUGGUAAGUUUUGACAUCUGUACACCCAAGAAAGCAUCACCUCUGUCGGGAUGAUGAACAUGGCAAUCACUCCCAAAAGUUUCCUCCUAUUCCUUUGUAAUCCCUGCUCCUGUGCCCUCCCCCCAACCCCUGAUCUACUUCCUGCCACUCGUAGAUUUGUUCACACUUUUCAAGAAUUUAAUAUUAGUGGAAUCAUACAGUAUGUACCUUUUCUUUUGAUCCGGCUUCUUUCAGUAUUGAGUUCAUCUGUGUUGUUGCAUAUAGCAAUAGUUCAUUUCCUUUCUCUUUUUGAGAAGUAUUCAGUUGUAGAGUUUUACCAUAAUUUGUUUAUUCACCUGUUAAAGGAUAUUUUUGGUUGUUGAAAAUUUUUAUGGCCAUUACGUAACACAGAAUCCUGUGAACAUUCUUGUGUAAACCUUUGUAUGGACGUGUGCUUCCUUUGAGUGAAUACUUUGAAGAGUGAAAUGUUUCCAAAGUGAUUUUACCAUUUUACAUUCCAUCCCGCAGUCUGAGAGUUCCACCUUCACCUGUUUGCUAACACGUGCUUUGGUCAGUCUUAAUUUCAGCUGUUGUAAUAAGUGUGUAGUCAUAUCUCGUUGUGGUUUUAAUUAUAUUUAUUUCCCUAAUGACUGACAGUGUUCAUUGUCUUCUCAUGUGCAGUUUGCUAUCUGUAGAUCUUCUUUGGUGAAGUGUCUGUUCAGAUCCAUUGCCCAUUUCUAAAUUGGGUUGUUUUCUUACUGUUGAGUUUUGGGAGUUCUUGAUAGCCUGGAUACAAGUCUUUAUCACAUAUAUGCCUUGCAAGUGUUUUCUCCCAAUCUGUGGCUUUUUCUUCUAUAAAUGGACUUUUUUUUUUUUUUUAGAAUAAUUUUAGAUUUACAUAAAAAUUUGAACAGGUAAUUCAGAAAGAUCCCAUAUACCCCACAUUUAGAUUCCCUUAUUAUUAACAUGUACGUAUGGUACAUUUGUUAGAAUUAACAAAUGUCAAUACGUUGUUAUUAACUAAAUUCCAUAGUUUAUUCAGUUCUUUUGCCCUUAGUCUUACAGACUUCACUCAUUUCCAGGUUUACUUAGGUCAGUACCUCCCCCCCCUUCAGUGAGGUGGUUUUAUCCAUUUGUAAUGAAGUUAGAUUUUUUUAACGUAGUCUGUAUUCCUUGCUGGGAUUGCCUGACUUCCUAAAUGAUUUUUUAAAUUUGCAUAUAUUAAUUUUCACUCUGUGUUGAAUAAUUCUGUGUUUUGGCAAAAGCCUAAUGUCAUGAAUCCACUUUACAGAGUAGUUCAACACCCUAAAAAUCCCUCAUGCUUAAUCUAUUCAUCCUUCUAUCUUCCUCUGAACCCCACAAUCAGUGAGUUUUCUUAAUGUCUUUAUAGUUUUGCCUUUUCCAGAAUGUCAUGUAAUUAGGAUCAUACAGUAUGCAGUCUUUUCAGACUGGGUUCUUUCACUUAGCAAUAUGCAUUUAGGGUUCUUCCAUGUUUUCUCGUGGCUUGAUAACUCAUUUCUUUUUUAUUCUCACAUAAUAUUUCAUUGAAUAGAUGUGCCAGUUUGUUUAUCCAUUCACCUAUUGAAGGAAAUUGGUAAUGCCCAGGAGUGUGAUUGCUGGAUCAUAUUGUAUGACAAGUUUAACUUUGUAAGAAACUACCAAAUUGUUUCAAAGUGGCUGUAUCACUUUGUAUUUCUUUAUUUUUUCUUCUUUUUUUUUUUCACUUGUGGCAAAAAAACACAUAAUAUGAAAUCUCUGAACAAAUUUUUAAGUGUGUAGUACAGUAGUGUUAACUCGCUGCACAUUGUUGUACAAUAGAUCUCUAGAACUUUUUCAUCUUUUAUCAGUGAAGCUCUACUCAUAGAACAGUAACUCCCCAUUUCCCCAUCCUCCAACCCCUGGCAGUCACCAUUAUGCUUUCUUCUUCAAGAGAUUGACUACUUUAGAUACUUCAUGUAAGUGGAAUUAUGCAAUAUUUGUCCUUCAGCAACAAGAGUGUUUUACUUAGCAUAAUGUCCUCAAGAUUCAUCCAUGUUUUUUUGUUUGUUUUGUUUUUUUAAAGAUUUUUAAUUUAUUUAUUUGACAGAGACACAGCGAGAGAGGGAACACAAGCAGGGGGAGUGGGGGAGGGAGAAGCAGGCUUCCCGUGGAGCAGGGAGCCCGAUGCGGGGCUCGAUCCCAGGACCCUGGGAUCAUGACCUGAGCCGAAGGCAGACACUCAACAACUGAGCCACCCAGGCACCCCAAGGUUCAUCCAUGUUUUAACAUAUGACAGAAUUUCCUUUUGGGGGUGCUGAAUAGUAUUCCAUUUUAUGUAUAUACCACAUUUUCUUUGUCCAUUAAUCCACAAAUGGACAUUCAGGUUUCCACCUCUUGGCCAUUGUGACUAAUGCUGCAAUGGACAUAGGAGUGCAGAUAUUUGUGAGUACAGCUGAUCCUGUUUUCAGUUCUUUUGGAUAAAAACCUGGCAGUGGGAUUGCUGGAUCAUAAGUAGUUCUAUUUUUAAUUUUUUUGAGGAACCUCUAUACAGUUUUCCAUAGUGACUACACCAUUUUAGAUUCCCACCAACAGUGCACAGGGGCUCCAUUUUCUCCAUGUCCUUGGCUGAUACUACUUCUAUCACAGAUACACAAAUACCUAUCUUGUGUUAGCUUCAUAUUUUCUAUGAUUCUUAUAGCAAAUCCUAAACAUGUAACACAUACAUGUUAUUUUUCUAAAAAAAUUGGAUGGCCAUUUAUUUCGUCCACUGAAUAACAUAGUCUUCUGGAAAUAGUAGCCAUUGUAGGAUGUCUCUCAAAUCCUUGGUAGCUCUGCAGGGUUAAGGCUCUGCUGAUGAAGUGCUGAUUCCCAGGUAUUUUGCUGGAUGGAUGUUAAAGUUGUCUUUAGGCUGGAAUUUAGACUCUUCAUUGAAAAGCUAUUCUGCUAACCAUCAUUAAUGGAUAUAUGAACUUCACACCUUUAGUCUGUUCAUUAUUUUAUUGUCAACAUACUGUUUCUGAGGGGAGACAAUGAGUUUGGAGGUUGGAGGUCUUCCAAUUAGGAAAGACUGACAAAUAACCCAACUCUAAUAUUCACAUUUACAGUGGAGAUUUUAAAAGAAAUUUGACAUAAUGCACCUCACAAAUGGCUGCUAUUAAAGUCCAUUUUAGGCAUCAUUUUGAAUACAAGGAAACAAUUUCUUCUUUUUUUCUGAUACAUAAACACUCCAUAUGUCCAAAUGUUUGUAAGGCGUGUUAUCCUAAAGAAUUUUUUUU